Acromyrmex echinatior (Panamanian leafcutter ant) is the source of this 1806-nucleotide messenger RNA. RefSeq names its product Nutrient Amino Acid Transporter 1. Gene Ontology annotation, biological process: sodium ion transmembrane transport; nitrogen compound transport; amino acid import across plasma membrane. NCBI's taxonomy places the organism in Eukaryota, Metazoa, Arthropoda, Insecta, Hymenoptera, Formicidae. Gene Ontology annotation, molecular function: amino acid:sodium symporter activity; L-amino acid transmembrane transporter activity. The record is from RefSeq and is a predicted model, not a curated record. Gene Ontology annotation, cellular component: plasma membrane.
UAUGAAAACAAGCCAAUGCGAGUUUUGAGCGACUGAAGACAGAUCCUGAGAUUGGCAAUAUAAAUGGGACGAAAGGUAUCGUACACGAUCUCGAGUGGCAUAACGAAUCAUGCCUUUAUCGUAGACCAUUCAAUAAAUCAGAAUGAAAUUAAUGGAUCUACCUAUGAAAUUAAUACGAAGCCGGAGCGGCAGCAAUGGGGAAAUGACAGGGAAUUUCUAUUAUCCUGUAUCGCCAUGUCGGUCGGUCUCGGUAAUAUAUGGCGAUUUCCGUUCACGGCAUAUGAGAACGGCGGCGGCGCCUUUCUGAUACCGUAUAUCAUCAUUUUAAUCGUCGUAGGGAAGCCGUUUUACCUGCUAGAGAUGAUCCUAGGACAAUUCUCCAGCCAGUCAUCCUUGAAGAUCUGGGACCUUGCGCCGGCAUUUAGAGGCAUUGGCAUCGCGCAAUGUAUAACAUUGCUGGCAUUGACGUCCUAUUACUGCUCGCUGAUGGCGUUGACCUUGUUCUACCUCAUCGCUAGUUUCCAAACGGAAUUACCGUGGGGAAGAUGCUGGGAGGAAUGGGGCGAAUUCUGCGUAGACUCUAUACGCAAUAACUACAGCUCUAGGACUGAGAACAUCAGUUAUUCCAGCUCUGCUGAGCUGUAUUUCUACAAGGAGGUACUGCGAGAAAAGGACAAUAUUAACGAUGGCAUCGGUGCACCGGACUGGCGUCUGUCGCUUACGCUCUUCGUCAGCUGGUUGACGGUCUUUCUUGUGGUGAUACGCGGCGUGCGCAGCUCCGGCAAGGCGGCAUAUUUUCUGGCGAUAUUUCCCUAUAUAGUUCUCAUUGUGCUGCUUAUAAGGGCAGUUACGCUGGAUGGAUCUGUCACUGGAAUCUUCUACUUUAUCACCCCGACAUGGGAGAAACUGUUGACGCCGAUGAUUUGGUACCACGCUGUUGCCCAAUGCUUCUUUUCAUUAACUGUUUGUUUUGGUGCUGUCGUCAUGUUUGCUUCGCAUAACAAAUUUCACCAUGACCUGUAUCGGGACGCAAUGAUAGUGACAACUCUGGACACCUUUACUAGUUUGCUGGCUGGUUGCACAAUCUUCGCCAUUCUAGGUAAUCUCAGUCGCGAAUUAGGGAUCGAGGACAUCGGCACAGUGGUUCGAGGUGGCACUGGAUUGGCAUUCAUUUCCUAUCCGGAAACGAUCGCUAAAUUUACGAUCGCACCGCAGUUCUUCAGUGUCAUGUUUUUCGCAAUGCUAUUCGUCCUGGGUAUUGGCAGCGAGGUUGGUCUCGCUUCCGCCAUAAUUUCCAUCGUGCAUGAUCAGUUCCCGAAGGUCAAGUACUGGCACAUAGCGGCUGGCACUUGCCUCUGCGAGUUCUUAAUCGGUCUUAUAUACGUCACGCCGGGCGGCCAGUUCAUGAUAACUUUCGUCGAUUAUUAUGUGACCUCAUUUAUCGCUUUUCUACCGGCUGCUUUCGAAAUGAUUGCUGUCGCUUGGUCAUAUGGACUGGGUAAUUUUCUGAACGAUGUCGAAUUUAUGCUGAAGAAACGGCUGUCGAUGUUCUGGCGAAUUUGUUGGAGCAUCCUUACACCUGGAAUUGUCCUUGUAAUCUUCUUCUAUACAUUCGCCAAUCUUGAAUUACUGAAAUACAACAAGAAGUUCUAUCCUUAUUCAGUUUAUGGAGUUUUGGUGCGUUGAACAGUUUUCGUAUCUCGGCACAGAUUGUUAUGGAUUUCCUAUUUACCUGACAGUCUUCGAAUAUGGACUACGUAAUGAUCUAUUGAAUUCUUAUUAUGUGUUCCUAUGUAUUCUAUUGCA